ACCGGUGCUCAGUAUCUGAAUGAUGUGCAGUCGGGCGCCGUAUCGCCACAAUAUCCCCAUAAGUUUACCGAUGAGGUCAAGAAUUAUCGCUCACAACUUGGUUUAGGCAAAGAGAAACUCGACUCUAAGGGAUUUCGGAUACUUAGCGGACAAGUGUUUGAUUACACAAAAUUCACCAAAGAAGACAUCAUUGAAUUGUUAGUCAAAUCCAUACUUUUCGAUGACAACCACAUUGUGGCCAUCAAUAAGCCGUACGGCAUGUCUGUCCACACGAAAGAGUCGCCGUAUAGUCCAGUUUUGACCGAAUUCUUACCACAAUUAACCGAAAAAGUCAAUUGUCAUAAGCUAUAUACUGUCCACCGGUUAGACAGAGACACCACUGGAGUGCUAUUGUUGGCCAAAACACAGGAAAUGGCCAAACGUUUGAAUCAAAUGUUUUGC
Molecule: messenger RNA, 441 nt
Organism: Oppiella nova
Lineage: Eukaryota; Metazoa; Arthropoda; Arachnida; Sarcoptiformes; Oppiidae
Source: the annotation of a GenBank genome assembly